AAAAUGGGAUCAAUACCUCAACUCUCAAUUGUUAAAGGGCCUACUCGACGUCUUCAAAUAAAUACACUUCACGAUAUUUUCGAGAACAUCGCAACAGGGCAAUACGAAAAUAAUACUGCGCUUAUAUUCGAAGUUGAUGGAAAAAUUAGACAGCAUUCUUUCGCCGAACUGAACAGCUUCGCCAACAAACUGGCGAGAACCAUCCAAAGUUUCAUCUGCUCCAAAAAUCUUCCAAGAAAUAAAGAUGGAGAUUACAUCGUUGCUGUGAAUAUGCACCCCAGUGAUCACCUAGUGAUGGUGCUGCUUGCUAUUUGGAAAGCUGGUGCUGCUUACAUGCCUCUAGAUCCAGCAUUUCCCGGACCAAGAAUCGAACAUAUAGUAAAGGAAGCUAAUCCAGUCUUGAUUAUUUUUGACGAAGAUUCAGACUUCUACGGGGAUACUCCUAAAUUGUCUUUCAAUGAGCUCGUGCACCAAUGUAAGAGUCAAGCGAAGGGAAAUCUUCUGGAAAAUGAGAGACUCCAACAUCUGAAACUCGAUCUUGCAAUAGUUUUGUAUACUUCUGGUAGUACUGGUAUUCCGAAAGGUGUACGUUUGCCACACAAAGUAAUUCUGAACCGUCUACAAUGGCAAUUCAAGAGGUUUCCUUACAGCAACACAGAGAAUGUAUGCGUUUUCAAAACAGCCUUGACGUUCGUCGACAGUGUAUCAGAAAUUUGGGGCCCUCUUCUGAGAGGACGAUCCAUUCUUGUGGUUCCCAAAGUCAUUACUAAGGAUCCCGAAAAUUUGAUUGCCUUGUUAGAGAAAUAUAAGGUUGAGAGGCUUAUCCUAGUUCCAACACUUCUGAAGUCCCUCUUGAUGUAUCUGAAACUAAAAGGCGAGAAAUCUACAUUGAGGAACUUGAAGACGUGGAUAUGUUCUGGAGAAAUCUUGACAGUGUCUCUAGCAGAAGAAUUCUAUAGAUGGUUUUCUGAUAAAGACCAUCAACUCUGUAAUUUUUAUGGAAGCACGGAAAUAAUGGGAGAUGUAACUUACUUUGUUGUUCCUGGACUACAAGAACUGAAACAUAUGGACAAAAUACCGAUAGGUAUUCCAGUGGACAACACAAUCGUCUACCUUCUAGAUAAUGAGUUUCGACCUGUGAAAUCCGGUGAUAUAGGAGAAUUGUUUGUUUCUGGAUCCAACCUAGCUGCUGGUUACGUAAACGGAAGAGAUCCUGAAAAAUUUUUAAAAAAUCAAUUAACCAUCGACCUAACAUACGCGAGACUUUAUCGCACGGGAGAUUUCGCCCGAUUGGAAAAAGGGGUGCUAUUUUAUGAAGGAAGAACGGAUUCACAAGUGAAAAUCAGAGGCCACAGGGUAGAUAUGAUGGAGGUGGAGAAAGCUGUCAGUUCCAUAGAUGGAGUAGAAAAAGCGAUAGUUCUCUGCUAUAAACCUGGAGAUAUUGAUCAAGCUCUGUUGGCUUUUGUGAAGUCUAACAAUUUGCAGAAUGAGCGCGGAAUCGAGAAUGCGAUCAAAGAGAAACUGACAUCGUAUAUGGUUCCCCAAGUGAUUCUAAUCGAGAAAGUCCCUCUUCUCGUCAACGGAAAAAUUGAUCGGCAAACCUUGUUGAAAUACUAUGAGAAUACAAACAAUAAUGAUGACUCCAAACCAGAAGUAGAAAUCGACUACGAAGGUGUACCUCCCCAUCAAAUGGAAGCCGCUAAAGUACUAUUUGAAACAGUUGGAUAUGUUUUGAACAGAUCGGCAAGAUUUGCAAUUUCAAUAAAGGCCAAUUUCUUUGAAAUUGGUGGAAACUCGCUAAACUCCAUAUACACUAUAUCCAGACUGAAUGAGCAUGGAUAUCAAAUCAAAAUCAGCGACUUUCUUUCUGCCGUGGACUUUGUAGAAGUUUUGUUACGAAUGACAUCAGAUACGAAAAUGAACAAUCAACUAGAUAGUUUUUCUAGCGAACUGCUACACCCAUCACAUAAGAACAUUGUUUCAGAUAUGAUCGCAGCAAGUUUCUACGAGAAGGCUGACUUAGAGCAAUGGAUCAAAUCAGAUGUUUCACUUUCUGAUUACUACGAACUUAUCGACAAACUCUGGGAACCUUUAUUAGAGAAGAAAUUGAGUUUCAUUAUAAAAACAAAGUCGGGAGAGAUUAUCGGAACAGCUUUGAACUUCGAUGUCAGAGAUGAGCCAGAAGUUGAGCUGCAGUCAAAGUUGACUGUCGUUUUCGAAUUUUUGGAAGCUAUCGAAGGACCAGUCAGGGACAGCCAACUUUCUCCAGAAAAAGGCGAAAAUUUGCAUUCAUUCAUGAUGGCCACCCACUCUUCCCUGACACCCAAAGAAAAUGUAGCUGUGAUGCAAUUCAUCGAAGGAGAAGUUUUGAAUCUUGCUGAAAGAAGACAUUUCAAAGGAGUUUUCACGACCAAUACCAACCCUUUGACCCAGCAAUUGGGAUACAUCUACAACUAUCAAGUUUUGUCUGACAUCCAAGUGAACCAGUACGUUGCUAGUGACAACACAAAACCAUUUGCAUUAGCGCCUGAUGACCAAAGGGCAAUAGUAUCGUGGAAAUCAAUAGUGUAAUUUUUGAUCCGAAAAUUAUUUCAUUAUUGACCAUUUUAUCAAGUCCAGAAUAUGAUCUGAAAUAGAACAGAUUGAUCUGUUAUAAUUAUUUUCAUUACUGUAGGUAGAGAAUAAACUCACUGGUAGAAGCAAUCAAGUAAUCGUCAAUCUGGAUACCAACAGGAGAGAACUGAAACUCUUAGUUAUAUUUUUUAAUAUAUUUGUAUAAUUAUUGUUUUUGUCAACUUCAAAAAUAUUUAUCUUCCUGAGUUACUGUAUAAUAUUGUAGAUACAAAGAUGUAAAUAGGUUUAUUGUUAGAAAUAAAUAAAAACGUUCCUCAUUAAAAUUU
Messenger RNA from Leptinotarsa decemlineata (Colorado potato beetle), 2900 nucleotides. It is a transcript of the gene e, whose product is annotated as nonribosomal peptide synthetase ebony. The record is from RefSeq and is a predicted model, not a curated record. NCBI's taxonomy places the organism in Eukaryota, Metazoa, Arthropoda, Insecta, Coleoptera, Chrysomelidae.